Messenger RNA from Epinephelus fuscoguttatus (brown-marbled grouper), 4361 nucleotides. It is a transcript of the gene fam20b, whose product is annotated as FAM20B glycosaminoglycan xylosylkinase. Gene Ontology annotation, cellular component: Golgi apparatus. NCBI's taxonomy places the organism in Eukaryota, Metazoa, Chordata, Actinopteri, Perciformes, Serranidae. Gene Ontology annotation, biological process: protein phosphorylation. Gene Ontology annotation, molecular function: phosphotransferase activity, alcohol group as acceptor. The coding region runs from base 354 to 1583 and encodes 409 amino acids. The transcript is spliced from 9 exons. The record is from RefSeq and is a predicted model, not a curated record.
AAGUGUUUCGGAAGUGGACACGGCAGGCCAGAGGAGGAAUCGAAGGAAAAGGGCGGAGGAGAGGGAGCUACCGGGGGGAUUGAGAAAAUGAUAAAGCACCGUGACUUUUAGCGGCAGGACAAUUUAUUAUAGCUUACUUAAAUAUCGCAGGACUUCGCAGACACGUGGAAGCUACUUUGUCAGCGGCUAACGGCACACGUCCAUAAGCUCCUGUCCUUCAGAAGAGUUUGUCUGUCGGGGCAAGUGGGCGGGAGGGUGACGAGGAGUUGCAGGGGGCCAUGCAUCAGGGGUGAGGGGGAUUCGCACAGACACAGCGUCGGGUGAGGAGGGAGUCUGGGCAGGUCGGUGUGGAGAUGAAGCUCAAACAGCGCAUGGUGGUGCUGUGUGCCGUGCUCCUCCUGCUGGGCCUGGCCAAGAUCUUCCUGCUGGAUGGAGGCGAGGGCUCUGCAGCCAGCCGACGGGAUCUCAGAGCGUUUCGCAAGAUGGAGGCUGGCCUUUCUCUGUCCCGGGGAGCUCGCCUUACCCACACCCUGCAGUCUCCCUGGGAGAUAGCAAGCCAGUGGGUGGGCCCGAGAGAGGUGUACCCCGAGGAGACCCCAGAACUGGCCGCUGUGCUCACCUCCCUCAGCACUGCCAGGAUAGAGCGGGCAGAUGUGGGCUAUAAGGGCACGCAGCUCAAAGCCCUGCUGGUGCUGGACGGAGGACAGAAAGUGGUCUUCAAACCCAAGAGAUAUAACAGAGACUACGUGGUUGAAGGCGAGCCGUAUGCAGGAUAUGACCGACACAACGCGGAGGUGGCUGCUUUCCACCUGGACAGGAUCCUGGGGUUUAGGAGAGCGCCUCUUGUGGUCGGGAGAUAUGUCAACUUGCGGACAGAGAUUAAACCUGUGGCCACGGACCAGCUGCUGAGCACCUUCCUCAUGCAGGGUAAUAAUACGUGUUUCUAUGGAAAGUGUUAUUACUGUCGGGAGAGCGAGCCAGCGUGUGCAGACGGAGAGAUCAUGGAGGGAUCAUUAACCCUUUGGCUGCCAGACGUCUGGCCACUGCAGAAACACAGACACCCCUGGGGACGCACAUACAGAGAGGGGAAACUGGCCAGGUGGGAAUACGAUGAGAGCUACUGCGAGGCGGUGAAGAAAAUGCCUCCAUACGAUGCAGGACCAAGGCUGCUGGACGUCAUCGACACAGCCAUAUUUGAUUAUCUCAUUGGGAACGCUGAUCGGCAUCACUAUGAGAGCUUCCAGGAUGAUGGCGGCGCCAGCAUGCUCAUCCUGCUUGACAACGCAAAGAGCUUUGGGAACGCAGCUCUGGACGAGCGAAGCAUCCUCGCGCCACUCUAUCAGUGCUGCAUGAUUCGUGUUUCCACAUGGAACAGGUUAAACCUGCUGAGAGGUGGAGCUCUGAGUUCUGCUAUGCGGCAGGCCCUGGCAUUCGACCCCAUCCACCCGGUCUUAGCUGAGCCACACCUCGCAGCCCUGGAUAGGCGUCUGUCUGGAGUGGUAGCAACUGUCAAGCAAUGUAUGGAGGCACAGGGCCCCGACAACACUUUGAUAGAGGACCGAAUGAACCUCCCACACCCCUAGAAACAAGGGGCAGGAAAAAACGGAAUAACAGGAACAGCCAGGACUUUGGUUGACAAGCCUGGAGAAGAGGAGUGGGUCUCGGUGUUAAAGAGAUGCAGAGUGAGUAAAUGGAUCAACAGGGUGGAACAAAGAUUGUGUAUUUCUCCUACUCUUGUUCUUUCCUUGUUUGUCACUCUGAUAAGACUGGAGUGGUGGAUUCAAAAUGCUGCCAUCUUCAACCUAUAUAAACUUUUUCUCAGGACUGUUGUACACUAUAGGACGAUAUCUACAGUAAGAACCCCUCCCACUACUACUCCUGGUUGUGACAACACUCCUACCUUGUGCCAAAUUCUCCCACCUGGACCAGCUUUUCCUCGAGACUCAACCAAGGAGAGGAGAUGGAGCUUAUGGAGGGAUGUAGACUCUCAAAGGAGCAGGAGGGAAGGUGAAAAUGAGCCACCGACAUCUUGACGAAACACUGUACAGCCAUAUUGAAGGCUGUUUGGAACUUCUAGUCUAAGAAACUGAAAACAUUCCUGUUGCAUUAACAGGAAUUAAAUCCAUUUUAGAACGGACUUAUUUUUCCUCGACAUGAAAUCGAACUUUGAUUGGAGGGAAAAGAGAAUUAACUCAGCCCUUCCCCAUCAUUGUGUACAUAUUUAACUAAGUAGUGACAUAGAAUUAUGAGAUGAAAGAAUAUAAAUUUGUGAAUUAUAAUAUUAAAUAAACUUAAGGGUGCGUGUGUGUGUGUGUGUGUGUGUGUGUGUGUGUGUGUGUGUGUGUGAGAGUGGGAGUGGGAGUGUGUGUGUGUGUGUGUGGGUGGAAGAGCGCCAUAUUGUGCCGUAAAUAAGAAAAGCUACUGACAUGACAGACUUGAACUGAGGGGACACAGAGGGAGGUGUGUGGGUUCAUCUUCAGCAUUAAACUAUGAUCUAUUUAAUUGUGGUUCUCACUCAGUCAUCUUUUGUUCCAUGUGUUCACCAUCAAAAAGCACAAAGUCUGUUUUAUGUGUCGGUGCUGUCAGUGCUGCUGUAAAAAAAACAACAUUUGCUUUGAUGCAGUGCAACGUUCAUGUUGGAAGGGACUUUCACUGUAGUCAUUUUUAGUAGCUCAGAUAUUUUUUAUUUUAGUCAGAUUUGUCCUGAGAUGCGUUACAGGUCAUAUCUGGAACACACUGGUUAUAGUUGACAUUUAAUUUAUAAUAACUCGUUUUCCUCUGUCACCGUCUCACUUUCUGUAAACUUUUGUUUUCCUUUUUACAAAUUUGAAUCACUUCUUGUAGGUUAAAUUUAGUUCAAAUUAAAGCAACAGUAACUUGUCACAUUAGUCAUAUUAGUCAGAAACGGUCGUGUCUGCGUGAUUUUACUUGUUGCCAUGGCCUGAGAUUGUUUGCAUCAAAUUGUAUGUCUAAUUUCCUGCUGCAACUUUGAUUAGAGGUUGGUUUCAGAGGUUUGUUCAGAGAUUAAAACAGAUGAGAAGAACUCCCGCACACUGUUUCAUAUACUGCUGAACAGCCACGAGUGAAACAGUGUGCGGGAGUUCUUCGAAUUGUUUUCAAGAUUGUACCUUCCUCCAACGCACCUGUCAGACUUUCAGUGUUUUUGAGGUAUUUCAGAGAUUCAAAUGAAAAUGACGUAUUUUUCCUCUUACCUAUGGUGCUGUUUAUCAGGCUUGAUUGUUUUGGUGUGAGUUGCCGAAUGUUGAUGACAUCGUCUGUAGAGAUGAUUUCCUUCACUUGCCUCUGAUGGAACUAGAUGGCACUCGGCUUGUGGUGCUCAAAACCCAAAAAAGAAAAAAACAUUUGAAAAACCCAACAACAACGUCUCUUUCUAGAAAUCAUGACAGACAAUCAUCCACAGACCUCGUUGUGAGCAGUUUCAGGUAGGAACUAUUUUCUUUCUACCAAGCCACACCUGCCCACCGUAUCACUGCACAGAAGGAUGCAUGAAUCUACUGCUAUCUCACUGAGCACCACUGAGCUAGCUAACGUGACUUCUCAGCUGUGGAGGACGCCUUUAAUAUUUACACUUCACGCUUCCGCGAGCACAAGCCCUUAGUCCAUGAGAAGAUGCACAUUUCCUCCUGUGUAGUGAUGUGGUUGCUGGGGGUAGUUCAAUAGAAAGAAAAUAGUUCCUGCAUGAAACUGUUCACAACAAAGUCUGUUGAUUAUCUUGAGUAACCAGGUCAUGAUUUCUGGAAAGAGACACUGCAGUUGAGUUUUUCAAAUAUAUUUUUUUGGUGUACUAUAAACUAUAAACUGAGUGUCACCCAGUUUUAUGAUAUUGGACAGAAGGCAGAAAUAUGUAUGGCAGACAUCUCCAAAACUUUGCAGCUCACACCCAAACGAUCUAGAGAUAAGAAAAAUAAUAUGUCGUCUUGGUUUUGGAGUGAACUGUCCCUUUAAACAGAUGGAAGUGCUGAAGAGUCAGUGCUAAUGCAGUUUGCACAUCUAAAAUCAUAUUCUUUUUUUUUUUUUUUUUCUCUUUUUUUUUUGGGGACACGUGUUUUCAGUUGUGGUUUGCACACCUGUUAGCAAGUCUGCAACAUCCAGCUGUCUUGAGUUCUGAUCCUCCAAUGUCGCACAGACUUCAGGGGCAGCUAACUGUAAGCAGGCACAGCAUGUCUUAUUUUCAACUUUUCACCUGAAGCCAAUUAUAGAACCAACCAAACUUUUAACCUCAGUUGUGCAUUUGCAUUUUUUGUGAUUUACGUCAUGUUCGCACACUGAAUGUGUUGGGGCUUGUUAAAGGAUGUGUGUGGGCUGCUGAGGAUAAACCAGAUUACACUUUUCUUCCACAA